AUGGCACAGAAGACAGUACUGUCACCUGGAUUCAGUAAGCUAUCUAUGGAGGAAUUGGAAAGUUGGAAAAGAACUCAUGAAACUCCAACUGAAUGGCGCAUAAGGCGAUCGUUUUUGGAAAAAAAUUUUAAUAAAUUACACCCUGAACGCUUGGAGUGUCUUUCACAUUGUUUUACUAAUGCUACAUUGUACAAAGUCAAAUAUCCAGAAAAAGUCAUGGAAGAGAUCAACCUUCUUGGGGAAGGAAUUGAAGAAGCCAAUACUUGUGAACAGAGUAAAAAUUUCAGUUGA
Schistosoma curassoni is the source of this 291-nucleotide messenger RNA. The record is from the annotation of a GenBank genome assembly. NCBI's taxonomy places the organism in Eukaryota, Metazoa, Platyhelminthes, Trematoda, Strigeidida, Schistosomatidae.